Macrosiphum euphorbiae (potato aphid) is the source of this 681-nucleotide messenger RNA. The record is from the annotation of a GenBank genome assembly. Lineage: Eukaryota; Metazoa; Arthropoda; Insecta; Hemiptera; Aphididae.
AUGUCAUCAUCUGAAAUUUUGUGUUUUGUGCGAUAUUUUGGUCUCAUUGUCGGUGAGUUGGUUCCAAUGGAAACAGAAAUUUGGAAAUUAUAUAUAGUUCUUAGAAAAAUUAUUGAUAUUUGUUGUGCUAGGGUACUUCAACCUGAAUGUUCUCAUCUACUUGAUGCAUUGGUUUCUGAACAUAAUCGAUUAUAUUUAUAUUUUUCCAAUUGUUCAUUGAAACCAAAAUAUCACAUUCUUACACACUAUGGUAGACUUCUUCUUGCAAAUGGUCCGAUUUCAUUAACUUCUUCACUAAGAUUUGAGUCCAAACAUAAAGUGUUAAAAGCAUUUGCAAAUGCAAUACCCUGUCGUAUCAAUCUUGGCUAUACCUUAGCACAUAAGCUCCAGUUACAAAUGGUCAAUCGUUUUUUAAACCAAACAGGGAUAACCCCUGACUUAUUAAAGGUAGGAUCGUGCAAAAACUUAAAUACUUUUGAUGAGUUUAGUACUCAAUUAUUUAAUUUUUUACCUAUCGAAUUAAAACAUGUAGUAACUUCAGCACCUUGGAUAGAACUUAGAGGAAUUUCUUACAAACCAGGUAUGCUUGUAAUUUUGGAAAUCAAUUUAAAUAAUUGUAUAUUUGGAAAAAUAAUAAAUAUUAUUCUUGGUAAUUCAAGAACUCCAUACAUAGUGACAUAG